AGGAGACGCCAGGAGUGGUCAUGUGACCCAGCCCUGGUACGCGCAGGGAUGGAGCCGGAAGAAGAGGUUCCCUUGUGGCGGCUGCAGAAGCUUCCUGCCGAGCUGGGCCUGCAGCUUCUUCACAAAAUAAUUGAUGGCAUUUGUGGCCGAACUUAUCCUCUCUACCAGGAUUAUCACAGUGUUUGGGAUUCAACAGAAUGGAUGCAUGUUCUAGAAGACAUUACCAACUUUUUCAAAGCUGUAGUUGGUAAAAAUUUAUCUGAUGAAGAGAUAUCUCAGCAGUUGGAUCAGCUGAAUUCAUCUCAUCAAGAAGCUAUCAUGAAAUGCUUAAAAAGUAGGAAAGAUGAAAUCAAGCAGGCUCUGUUGGAAGAAAUAGUUGAUAUUUCCUCUUCACAGCUACAGGAUUUUGAUUGGCAGUUAAAGCUUGCACUUUCUAGUGACAAGAUUGCUACACUACAAAUGCCACUUUUAAACCUUCAUCUAGAUGUGAAAGAAAAUGGUGAAGUCAAGCCGUAUUCCGUUGAAAUGAGUAAAGAAGAGCUGCAGAAUCUAAUAAGUUCCUUGGAAGCAGCUAAUAAGGUGGUCCUGCAGUUGAAAUAACUGGAAAUGAUGAAUACCAAUAUUAUCGGAUCCCACUGCUACAACUGAUACAGCAGAGUGAAUACCAUGUGUUAGAAAACCUGCGAUAUACUCUUAUGGCCUGCUGAGAAAGCAGCAGUGUUGAGAUUACAUAGACAACAAUUUAUCAACUUAACUAAAGAACAGGAAAUUAUAUGGUUGACAAGAAAUGCAUAAAAACAUGAAAGAUGAAAAGGCUAUAAUAGCAGUUUAUAUUUUCAUAAUGACUGUUUUGCUUCAUUUAUUAAAUAUUUGAGAAACCUUUAUAGAUACACAAUUUUAUUGAAAGCUAAAAGGCUGUAAAGUAAUGUAAACUUACAAGCACAAAUAUACUUGAAUAUUGCUUAAAGAACUAUGUGAAUAGCAAGGAUGUUUAUUAUGGAUAUAUAUGGUUAAUUUGUGAUAUUUUAAAAAAAUAACUUUUAAAGAAUGUAUAAGCUACAUCUGUAACUCAGGAGAUUCCAUGUUUUUCUCGUAUUUCAAAGGAAAGUUUAUAAAAUGUAAAAUUUCUUAGAGAAGUGCUCCAGACAUGAAAAAACACUAAAUCUGUGUGAACGAUUUUGAGUUUUGAAUUCUAGAAACUAAAAUCUCAUAUUAGAACAUAGAUAAAAAUGAAAAUAACACUGUAACUUCUAUAUUUCUGUGUCUGAUCAGGAGAGUAUGCUCUGAUAAGAAUACAUGUCAUGUAUAGAGUAUACAUUACUAUCAAAAUGUCAGCUAAGACUGUAUGUAGACCACAUUUGUUGUAAACUCUUAAUUUGUUACAAACGCUUAAUGGAGUUUUGGAUGUUAACAACUUCAUUGGAAAACAGACCAUUUUUAAUUUCAGUUACCUUUAAAAACAGGCAUUUUGAGCAAAUAAAAAAUAUUUUAUUUU
Messenger RNA from Mesoplodon densirostris (Blainville's beaked whale), 1495 nucleotides. It is a transcript of the gene COMMD8, whose product is annotated as COMM domain containing 8. The transcript is spliced from 5 exons. NCBI's taxonomy places the organism in Eukaryota, Metazoa, Chordata, Mammalia, Artiodactyla, Ziphiidae. The record is from RefSeq and is a predicted model, not a curated record. The coding region runs from base 49 to 600 and encodes 183 amino acids.